AUGGCGACUUCCUUCGAGACGACUUUCCAACAAUGGGCCGACAAGCACAGAGACGAGGAGCCUAACGAUGAGGAAUGCAAGCGGCUUCAGGACGAGUUUGUGGCCUUUCAGGAAAAGAGCGAUGGGCUCCUUGCCAGAUUCGAAUCGAUCCUUGAAAUAUGGGAGAAAAAAGUGCCCCAGUCUGAGGCAUACCAGACACUUAAGAGGUCGGCUGAGCAACGGACGCCUAGUGCACUGUCGAUAGUGACCUCGUUGUCCUGGAAAGAUCUUGAAUUCGCCGCACACGUUGUGCGCCGGUACCUGCACAGCGCAGAAGGGCAAGGCAGAAACGUGAGCGCUAAUGCGCGGUGGCUCAGAUCCCUAGCACAGCUUUCAGUUAGGAUUGAUGAGGCCAACUUCGUCCAUGAAGCUAACUAUACAACGUUCCCGCGACACAAAGAAGCCUUCGAAAACAGAACGUUCACCAAGUCGUUACGCAAUCAGUCCUCGAGCUUCCUGCUGGUCAAGGAAAUAAGCGACAUCGCCUCAAAAGCGAGAAAGGCGAAAAGGGCUCGAUCAAAGAACAUCUCGCCCGACUCGGUACAAAUUUCGGAUCAGAUAUCUGCGUGGGUUGAAAGGGGACUGAUCUCGAGCCCGUCUGGAGGUACCCAGACCUUGAGAGAGUUGGAGCCCACUGCCUACGCCACCUGGAUGCUGAGUUUUGAUGAGUACGGCUUCCUUAUAGCGGACACGCGCACCGAUCGAGCUGAUCUUCUUCCGAUGAUGCCUGCCAACGCCCUUCAGUCGCCGCCUCCGAGCAGUCCUCCACCAACGCUGCUUUCAUCACCAUCCGUCACCAGCCCUGAGCCUGUCGAAGUCCAUCAAUACUCGUCACAUUCGUCGGCAUCGUCGCUGACGGAUGACUCGCUGGACGGGAGUACGAUAGCAGCGUCCGAACCUCCAAAACAACCCUGGGUUCCAGCCGUAUCGGAUGGAUUUGCGUUACCGGAUCUUCCACAUCUGCCAGAACCAAGCACGGUGGAGCUGACGGUGUUAGAUUCGUUCCCAGAUCAAUCCGAUCAGGAGGAGACGCCGGAAAUCGUUCCUAGCUCUGAGCGCUUGUCCAGUGAGGUACAUGUCGGUCACAGAAAUGCCGCUGCGUGGACCACUGGUUCCAUGUUCUGCGGCCGGCUGGCGCAAGAGACGAUCAGCCAGAUAGUCAGCGACAUACUGACAAAGUGGAAAAAGGAGGCAUCAGCACCUGGUGCGUCCCAAGUCUGCAGACAACGAAGUGAAUGCGUCGACGGGAGCUGGGCCCGGCGAGUGACACCCAAAUGGAGUGCACAGAAUGCCUCAGCUGUCUCUCGCGUUGUACAGUGCACUCCAGGCCGAAUGUUACAUUUGGCUCGGACCACACAACCCAUGUCUGACGUUUAUUUAAUAAGACCCGGUCAACGAACUGACCCCGUUGACUCUUCCAUUAUCUAUGAGUUGGAGGCUCUCGGUGGUAUCCCCGGCACGGGCGCUGCAUCUGUGGCCUUGGACGUCGCAGACGCUCCGGAAUGGCCGCUGGCAGCGAGCACCGAGUCGCGAUUCACGGCGCUGCCCCACAAUCCGAGUUCUUCGUACGUAGGCCACGGUCUGAGGGGAAGCUUCAGAGAGCCGAUUGCGUACGACUUGUGCGGCGUCUGGAUUCGGCUUGUACUUGGCAAUGCGAUUCUUUCCGUACGGUCACAGGCCGACCAGGAAUGGGAGAAGAUCUACCUGCGGUCCGGCGACACUGCAUAUCUUUCAUCCAGGAAGAUGCAUGCGAUCGCCUUCGUGACUAACUGCACAGUAUGUGAGUACGUAACGUUGGAUGCUGCCGGCCUUGUGCAAGAGCUCGAGGACAUGCAAACAACCCCUCGGGCUCCAAUCAACCUUCCAGGUCGAAUACAGACUCGAAGUCCGUGGCUGGGCGAUGUCCUUGCAGACCCGAGCGGGUUAAAGAGCUUCAUCGACGAGGCUACAACUGGACUUCAGGUGGAGACCAUUUUGGACCGGUUAAAGAGCGAGUUCUGCGAUCAGAGGGUGUCUGCCGGUCUCUGA
This is a messenger RNA of Zasmidium cellare ATCC 36951, 2067 nucleotides long. RefSeq lists its product as uncharacterized. Bases 1 to 2067 code for a protein of 688 amino acids. The transcript has a single exon. The record is from RefSeq and is a predicted model, not a curated record. Lineage: Eukaryota; Fungi; Ascomycota; Dothideomycetes; Mycosphaerellales; Mycosphaerellaceae.